Paramecium pentaurelia is the source of this 240-nucleotide messenger RNA. The record is from the annotation of a GenBank genome assembly. NCBI's taxonomy places the organism in Eukaryota, Ciliophora, Oligohymenophorea, Peniculida, Parameciidae.
AUGCAAAAGCUUUAACAAAAACAAAGCAUUGAACAACAAAUUUAUAUGAAAUCUAGAUUGAUUCAUAAUCUCUAAAACUAUUUACUAUGCAAUUAACAACAGAAGGAGUGUUAAAUAAAAAAUAAUCCCCAGGAUGCCGAUAUAUUCCUUAAAUAAUAAUAUCAACUUAAAUUACAUGGUCUCUACAAUAAACCACUUCGAUCAUUAGUUGUCUUACACAAAAAUUAGAUUAAAAAAUGA